Molecule: messenger RNA, 2578 nt
Organism: Onthophagus taurus
Lineage: Eukaryota; Metazoa; Arthropoda; Insecta; Coleoptera; Scarabaeidae
Product: poly(A) binding protein
Molecular function (GO): RNA binding
Source: RefSeq, a predicted model, not a curated record
CGCCAACGUGCCUGUCAUCCCAUUUCAUUGAGUAGUUGUGUGCGUGUGUGGUUGUGUUCCACAAGGGUUUCACAACCCACCAAAAAAAAAGUGAAUUAACUCUUAUAAAAAUACAAAAAAAAUUUUAAAAUCUAUAUAAAAACACAAAAAAAUCGCAAAACAAAUCAUAAAACUUAAAAUAAUCAACUAUCGGUUAUGCUAUUGAGUUUCAUAUGUUUUUCUAUUUGUACCUAGUUUAAAACUGUGUAUUGUGGAAAUCCGUAAGUUGUGAAGAGGAGAUAAAUUAUUCGAAAUGAAUCCGGGGGCGCCCAAUUAUCCUAUGGCGUCGUUGUACGUCGGGGAUUUACAUUCAGAUAUCACCGAGGCAAUGCUUUUUGAAAAAUUUUCCACUGCUGGUCCCGUACUAUCAAUUCGCGUUUGUCGCGAUAUGAUUACACGAAGAUCUUUGGGCUACGCAUAUGUUAACUUUCAACAACCUGCUGAUGCGGAACGCGCUUUGGAUACAAUGAAUUUCGAUGCAAUUAAAGGACGUCCAAUUCGUAUUAUGUGGUCUCAACGCGACCCGUCUUUGCGAAAAUCCGGCGUAGGAAACGUGUUCAUAAAAAAUUUGGACAAAAGCAUUGACAAUAAAGCUAUGUACGAUACGUUUUCCGCUUUCGGUAACAUUUUGAGUUGCAAAGUGGCUCAAGAUGAGAACGGCGUCAGCAAAGGUUACGGUUUCGUUCAUUUCGAGACCGAAGAGGCUGCUAAUAAAUCCAUCGAGAAGGUCAACGGGAUGUUGUUGAACUGCAGAAAAGUCUACGUUGGACGUUUCAUCCCACGUAAAGAACGCGAGAAGGAAUUGGGAGAAAAAGCUAAACUCUUCACCAACGUCUACGUGAAGAAUUUCGGCGAAGACUUGACCGACGAAGAGUUAAGAACCAUGUUCGAGAAAUACGGCCGCAUUACCAGCUAUAAAAUCAUGAGCAAAGACGAUGGGAAAUCUAAAGGGUUUGGAUUUGUCGCGUUCGAGGACCCCGAAGCCGCUGAAAGAGCCGUGCAAGAUCUGAACGGAAAAGAAAUCGUAGAAGGAAAAACGAUGUACGUUGGGCGAGCCCAAAAGAAAGCCGAGCGCCAACAAGAACUAAGGAGACGUUUCGAACAAUUAAAACUGGAACGCAUGAAUCGUUACCAAGGCGUCAAUUUAUACGUCAAAAAUUUGGAUGAUACUAUUGACGAUGAACGCCUUCGUAAGGAAUUCACGCUUUUUGGAACAAUUACAUCAGCCAAGGUUAUGAUGGAGGAAGGUAGAAGCAAAGGAUUUGGAUUUGUUUGUUUUUCAUCUCCAGAAGAAGCGACUAAAGCUGUAACGGAAAUGAAUGGUAGAAUAGUCGGUUCGAAGCCACUAUAUGUCGCGUUAGCCCAACGUAAAGAAGACCGCAAAGCUCAUUUAACUUCACAAUACAUGCAACGUGUAGCUAACAUGAGAAUGCAUCAAAUGGGUCCAUACUUACAACCCGCUGGAACGGCUGGAACAUUCUACGUGCCAACUUUGACUCAACCGCAACGCUACUACGGGGCAGCUCAGGUCACUCAAAUGAGGACUACACCGCGUUGGGCAGCACAGAGCCCAGUCAGACCUGGACCACAGGGAAGCGGGAACACUUACUCGGCGUUGCAAAACACUUAUAGAACCGCACCGCGGCCGCCAAAUCAAGCGUCAUCAAUGCGUGGCCAAAGCGUUGUAUCUGGAAAUACACGUACGCCAAACUUUAAAUACACCCCUAACAUGAGGAAUCCACCGCAAACCAUGAAUAUUGCGACUUCCCCGCAAGUACAGCAAGCAGUACACAUUCAGGGCCAGGAACCGUUGACGGCCACCAUGUUAGCAGCCGCGCCGCCACAAGAGCAGAAGCAGAUGUUGGGAGAGCGUUUAUUCCCAUUGAUUCAACAUAUGUAUCCAGAUUUGGCUGGUAAAAUAACUGGUAUGUUACUUGAAAUUGACAAUUCCGAGUUGCUCCAUAUGUUGGAGCAUAACGAGUCAUUAAAAGCAAAGGUGGAAGAAGCUGUGGCUGUUUUACAAGCUCACCAGGCCAAACAAGCAGCCACACAGAUCAAAAAAGAUUAAUUAAAAAAAUAAAAUUUAAAAAAAUAAAACUCCUCCUCCUCCUCACCUUUUUCUCCGGUUUCAUUGCGAAUUUAAAAUGAAAUGAUUUUUAAAAGAAUAUUUCAUCGCCAAGGCAAGUCAAAGGUAUGAAAUUUUUUCAAUUAUUUGUCUAGUAGGUAUACUAUCGCCUAGGUAUUUCCCAUAUACACAGUUAUAAAAAGAAUUAUAAAAUAAAAAAAAUCGCAAAAUUUUUUCGACAAAAAAAAUAUAUAAAAAUCGAAACAAGUAUAUAAAAAAAAAACGAAUCGUUUGAUGAUCUCGCGCUUGGUCAUUCCGGCGGAGAUUUUCAAAUGGUCCAAAAAAUUGAAACUUAGGUAAAUGAAAGAGAUCGUAGGCUGAAAGACGAGCUGUAACAUACACGAUUUUUCCUAUUUGAUAAGUCGCCAAUUUUUGUAUAGACGUCAAAUUAAUAUAAACCAACCUAUAAUAUCC